AGUAAUGUGUACAACAUUGCUGAGGUGGGCUUGGACUUGUAUAACAAACACAUUUGUGCUUUAUACCAUUUACAUUUCUUUCAGUUUAAUGAAAGUGAAAUAUCACUUGAACACACACAUGAAAAGCUCAUGGUGUUAUUGAGCCGGUCAGUGUGUGGUACACACUCAGACCUUGUGGUCCAGAGACACUUAGCAGUGAGUGAAUAGAAUGAUUGGGUUUGAGCACAAAGCUACAGUAUCCUAACAGUGUGUGGUUUGUGUCAAUGGGAGACCAAAGUCAGCAUUGAAGCUGUUACAUAAGGUUGUUUAUUUACUCAGUGCUUUAACAAGAUAAGUCAUUGAAUGUUCAAAGUCAAUAUUUGGUGGUCUUUGAGGGGUCUGAAAUUUAAAUACAAUGGUUUUCUACUCUAAACAAGAGGUAAGGGAAAAGCAGUUUUGCCACACUUUCUGCAUAGGAGGUACAGAAUAAAAGCGUACAUUUGACAAGGAUUUAGAAUAAGCUAACCUGUCUUUUAAAACUCUUUUUCAACAUCAUACCUGCUGUACAGAUAAUCUGCAGCAAAAUAAUAGGGAAAAUUACACAAAACAACUGAAUGGGCAAUGAAUAAAAAAAUUGAAAACAAGGUUCAAUAAUUAAUGUGCUUAAGAGUUACGUAAAUGGUGAGCUUCAAACCUUAAUGCUGAUGUUUCAUAUCUUCUUUAAAACUGGUCACACUUUGAAAAGGGUAUCUAUUCAUAUGGUCCCUGAUGGGGUUAAUGAGAUAUCUGGGUGGGCUGAGUGGACGCUAGUCAACCUCCCCGAUGGAGUUUGUAUCGCUUCUCCUUUUAGCCGAACACUGAGUGACUUUUUUGUGUCUCUUGCUUGAUGACAUGCACAAGGUCCAAAGAUCAGGGAACGUUCAUGCGUUCAAGUGAUGGGAACAUGGGUAUAAAAGCAAAGUACAAGACUACCACAGCCUGUCAGUAUUGCCCUUCAGUCUACAAGCUUGAGUUAGAGGUAUUCAAAAAGGAUCAUUUAAGCCAAGGUUUAACAAUGACUGCAGUCAUGGAUGCCAUGCAUGGUUUUGGGGUGAGCUCAACUGAGUACCUGCAGACGCACUACAGGGAUGCCCAAGGCUGGUUUCUCUUUGUCUCCUUUGCUGCUGACCUCAGGAAUACCUUCUUUGUCUUCUUUCCCAUCUGGUUUCACCUGAAAGAUUCUGUGGGCAUCAAGCUCAUCUGGGUGGCUGUGAUUGGCGACUGGCUCAACUUGGUCUUCAAAUGGAUCCUUUUUGGUGAACGUCCCUACUGGUGGGUCCAUGAAACACCAUACUACAGAAAUUCCUCUGUGCCACACAUUGAUCAGUUCCCCAUGACGUGUGAAACUGGCCCAGGUAGCCCGUCUGGCCAUGCUAUGGGUGCUGCAGGUGUCUAUUAUGCAAUGGUGACCUCCAUCCUUGCCAUAGCCCUGAAAGAAAAGCGAAGAUCUCAUUUAGACUGGUGUAUACGAGGAAUGCUGUGGACACUCUUCUGGGGGGUCCAGGUCUGUGUCUGUCUCUCCAGGGUGUUCAUAGGCGCACACUUUCCACACCAGGUUGUCGCUGGAGUAAUCACAGGCAUGGCAGUGGCUGAAGUCUUCAACAGAAUGGAAUGGAUCUAUAACGCCAGUCUCAAGAAGUACUUUUCUAUUACCCUCUUCCUGCUUACCUUUGCUUUGGGUUUCUAUGUGCUGCUGAAGACAGUGGGCGUUGAUCUGCUCUGGUCUUUGGAGAAGGCUAAGAGGUGGUGCAGUCAAGCGGAAUGGGUUCACAUGGACACCACCCCGUUUGCCAGCCUUCUGCGCAACAUGGGCACCCUCUUUGGCCUGGGGCUCGGUCUGCAUUCUCCUCUCCAUACAGAGAUCAAGAGAAGCAGGAGUAUCUCCUUCAGGCUCAGCUGUAUUGUUGCCUCUCUCGUGCUGCUACAUCUCUUUGACUCCUUCAAGCCCCCGACCCAGAGAGAGGGCCUCUUCUACUUGCUCUCUUUCUGCAAGAGUGCCACCGUGCCCCUUGUCACUGUCAGCAUCAUCCCCUACUGCUUGUCGGGAGCUCUGAGUGCAGAGGACAAGAAGCACCUCUGAGCUGGAAGCAAAAAGUAGGGACAAGACUGAGGAGGUGAGCUGGACAUGAGCUGAGAGCCUUCUGGGAAAAACAAGCAAUAUUAAUGGCUCGUUCAGUCCCACUGACUGUAUUUUCUCCUAUCAGAGUCCAGGAGGUUGCAUCACAAAUUAUUUUUUUGUUUGUGCCUUAAAACAGUGAAAUAACAGAAGACACAGCAACCAGAGCAAAUGGUUUGAAUUCAUCAGAUGUUCUGUGAUGCACUGGACUCAUAUGAGUUCAUGAAGGCAAAAUCCAAUAUUGCUCUACUUUCCAUUGCAACUGAUCUCUUUAAUAGUGCAAUCUUGUGUUACAUUUGAAUCUAGAACCUGAGCUGCACAUUACUGUUCUUUGGUUAAUCCUUCUAAAAAAGAACACACUUUUUUAAUCAAACAAUUUUAAUAUUUUCUUACUUGUGAUAACAGUCAAAGAUUGAAACUGGGCUCUGUAACAUUUAUUGAAGCAUUUGUUAGGUGCACAUGAACUGAGGAAAAACAUUAAACUUUAAAAAAAAAAAUGUUGAAAUGCUGCAGCUGUAACAAUGUGUUAUUUGUUUUGAAGCAUAUCUUACCAAUAUGUUAAUUUAUUUAAGUGUUAUUAAUAUUUACAUCCUUCUCAUGUAAGCCUUACUGAACCAGUAAUACUAACUCAGGCUGAACCAAAGUGAAGCAGACUGGAACUAAACCAGGUGAAAAUAUGUUUUAUAUUUAGUUUUUUGGAAGACAAUUUAUAAUGAAAUGUUAUAAAAUAAUGCAUUACAGCAUCAUUAAUACUGAUUACAAAAUGUUCAUGUUUCUUCUGUCCAAUACUCUUGAGAUUAUCCAGGUAAAGCAGAAUUUUUUU
Messenger RNA from Scleropages formosus (Asian bonytongue), 2957 nucleotides. It is a transcript of the gene g6pc1a.2, whose product is annotated as glucose-6-phosphatase catalytic subunit 1a, tandem duplicate 2. The transcript is spliced from 5 exons. Gene Ontology annotation, molecular function: glucose-6-phosphatase activity. NCBI's taxonomy places the organism in Eukaryota, Metazoa, Chordata, Actinopteri, Osteoglossiformes, Osteoglossidae. Gene Ontology annotation, cellular component: membrane. The coding region runs from base 866 to 2098 and encodes 410 amino acids. Gene Ontology annotation, biological process: glucose 6-phosphate metabolic process; gluconeogenesis. The record is from RefSeq and is a predicted model, not a curated record.